AUGGGUGCACCAGACGACUUUCCAGGCACGGUCAACGUGAAGCGCACGUUGUGGCGCCUCGAGGACGAGCACUCUCCCCAGUACUGUCUCAACUUCAGAGGAGAGAUGUUCCGCCCUUCACAAAACAAUUUCGCACAGAUGCCUCUCACCGUAGUCUGCGAACAAAAAGUCAAGUGCAUAGACUGGAUCAAGCCUGAGCCAGGCGAACUCCGCGUGCUAGGCAACGUCAGGACAGAAGAGGCCAAAGAAGCAUAUACCGAGAGAGUCAUCGAGCACUUCAAGGACAACUACGAAAGCCGUGCCGAUGAGCUUGGAAAGUUCCAGGAUCUGUGUCAGCACGUAGGCGCCCGACAAGGCCAGACGGUCGAGGAAUGCAAAGCUCUGAGGCCAAAGUGUACCGUUUCCCAGCCAUCGAACCACUUCGGUACUACUCCUUCAUCACGGACAGGGUCUACGAAGACUUGGAUCUCACGCCUGGGCAGUCGUGGUAUCCGUCGCCACCUAGCCGCACGAGGCAAGCCGAGAGAGAUUCCAGAUAGCCUCACAUUCAUGCUGGUCAAUUUGUGCAAAGCUCGAGCUGGCAUAAUGUAUGACAAAGAGCUGGAGAGUGUGCAGGUCAGGGCAAAGAAUCUCAUGAACUCAUGGUCAGACCUUGGUGGCAAAACUCCAGAGCCGACGAUUGAGGUCCGCGAGGAAACUGUUUUCAGACUCCCUCCCUGCGAUGAAGAUACCAUGGGACUAGUCGCCGACCUGAUGAAGACGCUCGACAUCCCGGACGGAGUAUGA
Pseudocercospora fijiensis CIRAD86 is the source of this 786-nucleotide messenger RNA. RefSeq lists its product as uncharacterized. Bases 1 to 786 code for a protein of 261 amino acids. The record is from RefSeq and is a predicted model, not a curated record. Lineage: Eukaryota; Fungi; Ascomycota; Dothideomycetes; Mycosphaerellales; Mycosphaerellaceae. The transcript is spliced from 3 exons.